AUGCGCCGUUUCGCUCAAGCAGGCUCUGGCUUGCAGCCCGCAGCCGAGCAAGCCAGCUAUGGGCAGCACCCCACAGUUGAUGCGCACAUCGCUGGUCAGCAGCAGGGAAGCGGCUCGCCAAGCUACGGGCUGCAGCAAGAUGUUGGCGCCGCCAGCACUGGUCAGCAGCAGGGAAGCGGCUCGCCAAGCUACGGGCUGCAGCAAGGUGUUGGCACCGCCAGCACUAGUCAGCAGCAGGGAAGCGGCUCGCCAAGCUACGGGUUGCAGCAAGGUCAGCAGGGAAGCGGCUCGACAAGCUACGGGCUGCAGCAAGGUGUUGGCGCCGCCAGCACAGGUCAGCAGCAGGGAAGCGGCUCGCCAAGCUACGGGCUGCAGCAAGGUGUUGGCGCCGCCACCACUGGUCAGCAGCAGGGAAGCGGCUCGCCAAGCUACGGGCUGCAGCAAGGAGUUGGCGCCGCCAGCACUGGCCAACAGCAAGGUUGCGGCUCGCCAAGCUACGGGCUGCAGCAAGGUGUUGGCGCCGCCAGCACUGGCCAGCAGCAGGGAAGCGGCUCGCCAAGCUACGGGAUGCAGCAAGGUGUUGGCGCCACCAGCACUGGUCAGCAGCAGGGAAGCGGCUCGCCAAGCUACGGGUUGCAGCAAGGUGUUGGCACCGCCAGUACUGGUCAGCAGCAAGGAAGCGGCUCGCCAAGCUACGGGCUGCAGCAAGGUGUUGGCGCCGCCAGCACUGGUAAGCAGCAGGGAAGUGGCUCGCCAAGCUACGGGCUGCAGCAAGGUGUUGGCGCCGCCAGUACUGGUCAGCAGCAGGGAAGCGGCUCGCCAAGCUACGGGCUGCAGCAAGGUGUUGGCGCCGCCAGCACUGGCCAACAGCAAGUUUGCGGCUUGCCAAGCUACGGGCUGCAGCAAGGUGUUGGCGCCGCCAGCACUGACCAGCAGCAGGGAAGCGGCUCGCCAAGCUACGGGAUGCAGCAAGGUGUUGGCGCCGCCAGCACUGGUCAGCAGCAGGGAAGCGGCUCGCCAAGCUACGGGCUGCAGCAAGGUGUUGGCGUCGCCAGCACUGGUCAACAGCAAGGAAGCGGCUCGCCAAGCUACGGGCUGCCGCAAGGUGUUGGCGCCGCCAGCACUGGUCAGCAGCAGGGAAGCAGCUCGCCAAGCUACGGGCUGCAGCAAGGUGUUGGCGCCGCUAGCAUUGGUAAGCAGCAGGGAAGCGGCUCGUCAAGCUACGGGCUGCAGGAAGGUGUUGGCACCGCCAGCACUGGUCAGCAGCAAGGAAGCGGCUCGCCAAGCUACGGGCUGCAGCAAGGUGUUGGCGCCGCCAGCACUGGUCAGCAGCAGGGAAGCGGCUCGCCAAGCUACGGUCUACAGCAAGGUAUUAAUCAGCCCAUUGCCAAUGUGCCACCAGGCAAUGCUUCAACCAGCGCAGCCAUGCACCACGCCAACGCUUUCGAAGAAGUGGUGCUGGAAGAGGCGUACCACCAUGUUGGAGCGAAUGUACUUGUCACCAACCCCUUCGCUGAUUGUGCCCCUGGCCACGCUGGGUUCCGCGAUGGUUUUCCCUUCGCCAUCUCAAAUGUACACCAGUAA
Molecule: messenger RNA, 1584 nt
Organism: Closterium sp. NIES-65
Lineage: Eukaryota; Viridiplantae; Streptophyta; Zygnematophyceae; Desmidiales; Closteriaceae
Source: the annotation of a GenBank genome assembly